AUGUCGGAAUUGGGAGACCUUGUCGAGUACACGUCAAAUGUACCUUCUGGUUACAUCACAAAGGCAUUGGAUCUUACACGUACACUGGCAUUGACUACAACUGUCACACCACAGUUCACACUACCAUUGGCAACAAUUUCCUCCAUCAUCACUGUCGCCCAAAACAACCAAGAUUCGGCCUUCAGUGCACUCAAGACAAUCUCAAAUACAGCAAACGUAACGAGUCUAUUCAAUGCCGCAGUGAACGCACAGGCAACACUGAACUACUACUCCUUAUUACAGGAACAAGCAACGCAGACAUCACUUGCCACAGAGACGAGUUUCAUCUCCAAAGUGGCCCAGGCAUCCGCAGUAAUGAACAAGGUCGUUUAUGAAACACCCUUCUAUGGGGGGAACCCCCCAAACAUCAGUUCAAAUGGUGCCCUUGUGGCCAUUUUCCUGAUUUUCUGUAUUCUACACUUGAUUUUAGGAAUUUUCUAUCGUCAAACAUGGUUCUUGGUGUGCUGGGUAAUCGGACUGUUCUUGGAAGUCAUAGGCUACAUUGGAAGGGUGCUUUCCUCGAGGGACAUUAUGGGAUUGGGUCCUUACAUCAUGCAAUCCACUUGUAUCACCAUUGCUCCAACUUUAAUGAUGGCAGGGAUCUACUAUAUUGUUGGUCAAGUAACAGUGAUCUACGGACAACAGUACUCUUUGUUGAAGGCAACUAGAUAUUCUAAAAUCUUUAUUUUCUGUGACGUGGUUUCCUUCUUGACCCAAUCUGCCGGUGGUGGACUAGCUGCUACUGCGUCCAACGGUGAAAUGGGGAGACACUUGCUAUUGGCAGGGUUGGCGUUCCAAACUGUCAGCAUGGUAUUUUUCCAGUUCCUUUGGUUCUACUUGAUCAUCAACAUCGUCAAGGCAUGGCGUAGUGAUCGUGUGCCGCCGUUUAACCCAGAAUACUUGCAUAUCAGAGAGAGGGGCGUACUCCCCUAUUUCAUUGUUUCUGUUUCAAUUGCAGUCAUGUUGAUUUUCGUCAGAUCCAUUUAUAGACUUGCCGAAUUGGCAGAGGGCUGGGACUCGAAACUCACCAUAGACGAGAGGUACUUUAUGGUCUUGGAGGCGUUGAUGAUUGUGCUUGCUACUUUCUGUAUGACUGUCUUACAUCCAGGUCUUGCCUAUGGACGAAACGCCAAUCUUGUUGUUAAGAACCAAACAGCAACCAUCCAUGAGGAUGCUCCAUAUAUCUACCCAACAAACAAAGACUACGACUACUAUGGUAGAAAGUUCCUUUAG
Messenger RNA from Pichia kudriavzevii, 1272 nucleotides. RefSeq lists its product as uncharacterized. The record is from RefSeq and is a predicted model, not a curated record. Bases 1 to 1272 code for a protein of 423 amino acids. The transcript has a single exon. Lineage: Eukaryota; Fungi; Ascomycota; Pichiomycetes; Pichiales; Pichiaceae. Gene Ontology annotation, cellular component: plasma membrane; fungal-type vacuole.